Messenger RNA from Nerophis lumbriciformis (worm pipefish), 13434 nucleotides. NCBI's taxonomy places the organism in Eukaryota, Metazoa, Chordata, Actinopteri, Syngnathiformes, Syngnathidae. The record is from RefSeq and is a predicted model, not a curated record.
AUGAUGGAGAGCAAAGAAGGGAGCAGUCAGGAAAAUUACAAGCAUGCACGGAAGGAGCGAAAGGAGCGCCUGGGUCCUGCACAUCGCUAUGUGAUCAACGUGCUGGCCCUCAGGCUGAACCUGCAGGCGUCAGCAGUGGAACAAUUCAUACUGGACUUCCCGCUGACUCCUUUUAACAAGUUCUUUGCGGUAAAUGGAAGUUCUACUCUUGCUUUUGUGUAUCAAGAGGUGAAACAUCCUGGAAUAGAAUGUGGUCGUGCAAUUCCUGGGCCCAGGAAAGCACUGCGGCUUGUCUACGCCAAUUUAUCAGAGAGACGCCUCACUGGCAUUUAUUGUGCCUUUAUGCGGCUACGAGUGGAUGUCGCUGUGACUCCUGAAAACAUACAGAAGGGGACCUUUUUUUCCAUGUUUGAUGCCCGGGAUGGCUUCCCUAAAGCCAUCAAAAACAGCUUCAACAACUUGAUGCCCAGUUUCCAGGCAGUGCUGAAAACUGACAGGUCCAGUCAGAGACCCCAGAUUAACCCAGAUUUUGAACACAUCUUCAAACACACUGUGAUGGGUUUAGAUGUGAUCCAAGGGAGCUAUCAGAAUGUGAAACUAGCAGAAGAAAAGAAUAUUGACUUCAGUCAACUGGGUUCCAUUCAAGAGGUGACUUUAGCAGCAGCCAACGUGGACUUGGUUAAAGAUCUGGAGAACCUCCUGACAAAGUGGUAUAAGCAAAUUGACCAGGUCCUGCUGGACACUCAAGCACUUAAGCAAGGUCUCGUAUCGGAAGGACCGCUGAGUGAGCUGAAUUAUUGGAGGCAGGCUUACUUGAAGUUCAACUCUAUCCUGACUCACAUCAAUAGCCCAAAGUGCAAGGCAGUCAUAAGCGUGCUCAAAAUCAGCCGUUCCAAAGCUCUGCAGAUGUGGCCAGUCCUGGAGGCUAGGGUGACAGACAACUACAACGAGGCCAAAGACAAUGUCAAAUUUCUAGACAUGCUAGAUAAAGUUUGCCAGCCUCUUUACACUAGUGAUCCGACUACCAUCGUGAAAAGUGUGCAGAACAUAAUCAAUGCGGUACAGAUGAUCCACACAGUGUCACGGUACUACCAUACCACUCAAAAGAUAUCAUCCCUCUUCAUUAAAGUCACAAAUCAGAUGAUCAUAGCGUGCCGACGCUACAUUUCAAACAACGGCACGUCGAUAUGGGAUCAAGAUGGUAAAACUGUUAUGAUGAAAAUACAGGAGUGCCUUGGUUUAUAUCAGGAGUAUGAGUCUUGCUUGGCGAAAACACAGGAAAAAACGAAGGAGAUGCCCGGACAGAGGCCCUUUAAGUUCUCGGAGAUGCACGUCUUGAGGAAGUUUGAGGUCUUCUGCAAGCGCCUCGAAUAUAUUACCAAAAUAAUGUCAGUGUUCAAGACAUUCGAGUGCUUGGGAAAGUCCAACAUAGAGGGUAUGGAGGCUCUGGCUGGCCAGUUCCGCAAAGCCUCCACUGAACUGAAGAACAAGCAGGCGGACGUGUUUGCGUCCAGAACGGUGGCCUUUGAAAAUGACUAUGAAGCAUUCAUGGCUUACAUAAUCACCCUGGAGGAGCAGCUAAAGGGAUUCAUGAACUCAAGCUUUGCCAAAUUUGACUCGUCCCAGCAGGCUCUCGGCGUAAUACAGCGUUUUCAGAAACUAAACAUUCCCUGUCUGAAGGUUGAAAUGCCCAAUGCUUUGGGUACCAUUCUCUUGCUCUAUGUCUCAGAAGUAGAGGCGGUGUCAAAGCUCUUUGAGAAGCAAAACGAGGACCCGCCCUUAGGCAGAAACAUACCACCUAUCUCCGGGAGGCUUCGCUGGGCCCGACACCUCUAUAAGAAAAUACACGAUCCCAUUUCGUACAUACGCGAGAAUUCUGAUGUCCUGACCACCUCUGAGGGACGCUCAGUGGUCAAACUGUACAAUCAAACCACAGCCGCAUUGCAACGCUUUGAGUCAGACCACCACAAGGCGUGGAAGGCCGAAGUGUCAAAGCUGGAUUUUGCCUUAAAUACAACAGUCUUGAUCCGCUGCACUGUGACGGGAAAGUAUAUGGCCAACUUUGAUCCCAAAAUAAUCGAGGCCAUUAAGGAAGCCAGCAGUCUGGUGAAGAUGGGUCUGGACGUUCCCAAGCAGGCUGUGAAAUUUCUCAAGGUACAGGACCAGUUGAAGAAUUACCAUCAUCGCCUGCAUACCAUUUUGACAGAUUACAAAGAAACUUGUGAUAAUAUACCGCAGGACUUUGUCUACCUGUUGACAUCAAUGAUCACUGAAAUGGAGUCUCUGCUUCGCUACGGGUCAGUGAUGGUCACGUGGUCCUCACUUCUCUUAGAAAACUACUUUGUUAAUAUUGACAAUGCUCUGUCUGAGCUUAAGACAAUCUUGAGUAAGGUGCAAGAAAUCUGUAAAUUUCACAUUGAUGAUUACCUCAAGGAGAUCUCUGAGACCGUUCUUGUUGAACUGCCUGAACAUGGCGGCUCUGAAAUUCAGCCCCUUGUUGAUCUCAAUCAUACUCUGUGCAAUCAUGGGGUCAGGGAACUGAACCUCAAAUGCUCCCAUAUUAAAGAAGCUGUGAAUAAGUUGGGAAGAGUGCUCAACUCCAUUUACAAGUCCAAACAACCCACAAAGGCCAUGGGCGGAAUUGGUGCUGGGCAGAAGGAUGCCCAGAGGGCCUCUGAACCGGCUGAGGGGGUGACAUCGGAGGGCCAAGAAAAGUACAAAGCAACACGUUUCGAAAAGGUGAUGUUCCCCACUGUAGAUGAGAUACAUAACGCCAUACACCAGAUCAUGGAAUUUAUCUUGGAUGUCAACAAGGGCAUUCAAUGCUGGGAGGUUGAGUACAGACAUGAAAUCGUCCCAUCCAAUGCUGGUCGGGAAAAGAUUAACUUCUACGUUCGUGUCAUUAAGCAUGAGGACAUCAAAGCUGUCAUUUUUGCCUUGAAAUCGGCCUUGAAGUUGCAGAGGGACAAUGCGGCCAUUGUUCUGGAUCGCUUCAAGAAGUUCAAGGAGCUGUGGGGCGAUGACAAGGAGAAGGUCAUCAAGGCCUUCAUGGACAAAAAGCCGACCUUGAUGGAGAUCAAAAGCAAACUGCAUCACUAUGAUGUGUUUGAAAGCCAAAUUGAAGAGAUCCAGAACACCAUCGUUGUUGGCAUGAUUCAAUUAUCAACAGACCAAUUAAAGGAAUCUCUCAAGAUUGAGGCCAAGGCCUGGAAGAGGCUUCUGUGCAAAUACCUGCGCAUCGAGUGCCGUAAGAAUAUCAUCAACAUCAGCCUGCAUACACACAGAAGCUUCACACAGCUGUCGCACCCCAUCACAAACCUGGACGACGUUCGCUGCUCCAUGAAGACGCUAGCCAACCUGCGGGAUGCUGAAAUAGACACGGACUUAACGCUGAUUUCAACUCAAGAUGCUUAUGACGUGCUGAUCCUUUACGAAGCUGAAAUGAUGGAAAAGGAACCAACGGAGGUUUAUGGACUGAGCCGUUUCUUCACCAGGCUUCUAGCAAAGGCUAUGUCCGUUCAGGAUCAGCUUUUCUGCAUGCAGCCCAACCUCAAGCAGGACCUACUUGAGCGUGUCAGUGUUUUUGAAGAAGAUGUCAACAAUUAUAUGGAUGAAUACGACAAUGAAGGCCCCAUGGUUGAAGGAAUUGAACCAAAAGAAGCCAGCCGCAGGCUCCAGGUCUUUCAGGCUAGGUUCUCCGAACUGUGGCGAAACUUUACCACAUACAACUCUGGCGAACAGCUUCUGGGGCUGCCCGUCUCGGAUUAUGAGUGCCUUCAAAAUAAAAAGAAAGAGCUGGAUUUACUCCAGAAGCUCUACGGCCUGUAUGACACUGUGAUGAGGACCAUCAGUGGUCACAGCAAGCUUCUAUGGAAACAAGUGGAUAUCGAAAAGAUCAAUACCGAGCUAAUGGACUUUCAGAACAGGUGCCGCCGUCUGCCCAAGGGCCUGAAGGAGUGGCAAGCCUUCAUGGACCUGAAGAAGACCAUUGACGACUUCAGCGAACUGUGUCCUCUGCUCGAGAUGAUGACCAACAAAUCGAUGAUCCGUAGGCACUGGGAUCAGAUCGCCAAUAUGACCGGCCACCCUUUUGAUGUGGAGUCGCCCACCUGCACACUGGACGACAUCAUGGAGGCCCCGCUGUUAAAAUUCAAGGACGACAUUGAGGACAUUUGCAUAUCCGCCGUGAAAGAGAGAGAUAUCGAAGCCAAAUUGACAGGUGUGAAAACAGUGUGGCAUGAUAUGAACCUGACGAGGAAUGAAUUCAAGGACAGGGGGGAGCUCAUGCUUCGAGGUGGUGACACCACAGAGAUCCUCACAACUUUGGAGGACAGUCUGAUGGUGCUGGGGUCGCUGCUCAGCAACCGCUACUGCACAUUCUACAAAGCUGAAAUCCAGGACUGGGUUUCAAAGCUGUCAACGUCAACAGACGUUAUUGAGCAGUGGGUCAUCGUACAAAACCUGUGGAUUUAUUUGGAGGCCGUGUUCGUCGGGGGUGACAUCGCCAAAGAUCUGCCUCAGGAAGCAGAACGUUUUCAGCAAAUUGACUCGACGUGGAUCAACGUCAUGCAGCGAGCGAAAGAUGUCCCAAAUGUGGUGGAGUGCUGUGCCGGAGAUCCAAUGUUGGGGGAGGUCCUGCCAGAUCUUCAGAAGCAGCUAGAUUUCUGUCAGAAAUCCUUAACAGGGUACCUUGAGAAAAAGCGGCUCUUGUUUCCAAGAUUCUUCUUUGUCUCUGAUCCUGCGCUCCUGGAAAUCCUCGGGCAAGCUAGUGAUUCACACACGAUUCAGUCGCAUCUUCUUGGAGUGUUUGACAAUGUCAAUGAAGCAGAGUUUGACGUCAAUCAGUAUGAUAGCAUCUUGGCUGUCCUGUCCCAAGAAUCAGAGAAACUACCGCUGGACAAACCAGUCAUAGCUCAGGGUCCAGUGGAGCUCUGGCUGGGAAAGCUACUGAUAGAACAGCAGUCAUCACUGCACACGGUCAUCAAAGCAGCAGAUGACGUAAUCAACGACGAAGAUUUUGAGCUCAUUCCCUUUCUUGACAAGUUCCAAGCGCAGGUGGGCCUCCUGGGAAUCCAAAUGCUCUGGACAAGGGACUCAGAGGAGGCCCUGGAAAGUGCAGAAUACAGCAAGGAGGCGAUGAUCUUUACCAAAAAGAAAAUGCUGAACCUCUUACGAACGCUAAUCAAGCAGACAACUUAUGACUUGACAAAGUUCGACAGGGUCAAGUACGAGACCUUGGUCACCAUCCACGUGCACCAGAGUGACAUUUUUGAAGAGCUGGUGGCAAAAUCCGUCAAAUCUACCAAUGACUUUGAGUGGUUGAAGCAAAGCAGGUUUUAUUACAAUGCCGACCAAGAUAAGGUCAUCGUGUCCAUCACCAAUGUCGACUUUAUUUAUCAGAACGAGUACCUUGGCUGUACUGACCGUCUGGUCAUCACUCCAUUAACUGACAGGUGUUAUAUUACACUGUCCCAGGCCCUGGGCAUGAGCAUGGGAGGAGCCCCCGCUGGGCCAGCCGGUACUGGAAAGACAGAGACUACCAAGGAUAUGGGUCGGUGCUUGGGAAAGUAUGUGGUGGUCUUCAACUGCUCUGACCAAAUGGACUUCAGAGGACUUGGCAGGAUAUAUAAAGGACUUGCACAGUCUGGCUCAUGGGGCUGUUUCGACGAGUUCAACAGGAUUGACCUCCCUGUUUUGUCUGUAGCUGCUCAGCAAAUUUACAUUGUUUUGGUUGCUCGUAAGACACACAAGCCAACUUUUAUCUUCACGGAUGGGGAUGUUGUUGACCUGAAUCCAGAGUUUGGCCUUUUCAUCACAAUGAAUCCUGGUUAUGCUGGUCGCCAGGAACUUCCUGAGAACUUAAAAGUGCAGUUCAGGACUGUGUCCAUGAUGGUGCCUGAUCGACAGAUCAUCAUGAGGGUCAAGCUGGCCAGUUGUGGAUUCAACGAGAAUGUUCUCCUUGCCCAGAAAUUCUUUGUACUUUAUAAACUGUGUGAAGAGCAACUUACAAAACAAGUGCACUACGACUUUGGUCUGCGGAAUAUCCUGUCCGUGUUGAGGACGCUCGGGGCUUGCAAGAGGGCGCGCCCCGAUGAUUCAGAGUCUAGCACGGUCAUGAGAGUGCUGCGUGACAUGAACCUCUCUAAACUGGUGGAUGAGGACGAGCCUCUUUUCCUCAGUCUCAUCAAUGACUUGUUUCCUGGCAUCAAACUGGACAACAGCACCUACAAUGAACUUCAAGCUGCCGUAAAGAAUCAAGUUGACCUCGCUGCUUUGGUUAACCAUCCCAACUGGAACCUGAAACUGGUUCAGCUUUACGAGGCUUCCCUUGUGCGUCACGGACUUAUGACGCUGGGACCUAGUGGUGCGGGCAAGACAGCCGUCAUCAAUAUCCUUAUGCGAGCGCUGACUGAGUGCGGAACACCGCACAGGGAGAUGCGCAUGAACCCUAAGGCCAUCACCGCGCCACAAAUGUUUGGUCGUCUCGAUGCAGCCACCAACGACUGGACUGACGGUAUCUUUUCCACUCUGUGGAGGAGGACGCUUAAGGCCAAGAAAGGGGAGAUCAUAUGGAUUGUGCUCGACGGUCCAGUGGACGCUAUCUGGAUUGAGAACCUCAACUCUGUGCUGGAUGACAAUAAAACCCUCACACUGGCAAACGGUGACCGUAUUACCAUGUCGCCAGCCUGCAAGCUGGUAUUUGAGGUGCACAACAUUGAGAACGCCUCCCCAGCUACUGUGUCACGUGUCGGUAUGGUGUUCAUGAGCUCCUCUGCUCUGAGCUGGGAACCCAUCCUCAAGGGAUGGACAAACAAGCGUAACGCUGACGAAGCAGAGAACAUAAUUGCUUUGUACGAUAGGAUAUUUUGGGAUGUGUAUUCAUUUAUGAGGCAGAAUCUCAAACCCAAGAUGCCAUUUUUGGAGUGUAACUACAUCAUGCAGUCUUGCAAUAUAUUGGAAGGUCUCAUUCCAACCAAGCAGAUGGGAGGCCUGGCCAACGACAAACAUUUAGAACGCCUCUUUGUCUUUGGUCUGAUGUGGAGUCUGGGAGCCCUUUUGGAGUUGGACGACCGUGAUAAAAUGGAGGGUUUUUUCCGAGAGCACGGCAGCAACAUUGAUCUGCCUAAAACUAAUGAGGGAGAGACCAUGUUUGAGUACAUGGUUGGGGCAGAUGGUCAGUGGUGUCACUGGAAUGAGCACGUUGGGGAGUAUGAGUAUCCAACAGAUUGUGUGCCAGACUACUCCGCCAUCCUCGUACCCAACGUGGAUAACACCAGGACUGCUUUUUUGCUAGAAACUAUUGCCAAACAAUACAAGGCCGUCUUGCUCAUUGGUGAGCAAGGGACGGCUAAGACGGUGAUGAUCAAAAGCCACGCUAAGAAAUUUGACCCUGAAACAGACCUCUUCAAGUCGCUCAACUUCUCCUCCGCUACCGAACCCAUCAUGUUUCAGCGCACAAUUGAGAGCUACAUUGAGAAAAGAAUCGGCAGCACAUACGGACCACCAGGCGGACGCAGGAUGUCGGUCUUUGUUGAUGACAUCAAUAUGCCUCUUGUUAAUGAAUGGGGUGAUCAGAUAACCAACGAGAUAGUCCGGCAAAUGAUGGAAAUGACUGGCAUGUACAAUCUGGACAAACCAGGUGACUUCAUCACCAUCGUGGACGUCCAAAUGCUGGGCGCCAUGAUCCACCCCGGUGGCGGGCGAAACGACAUCCCGCAGAGGCUGAAGAGGCAGUUUACUGUCUUCAACUGCACCCUGCCUUCCAAUACCUCUAUUGACAAGAUCUUUGGUGUGAUUGGCUGCGGUUAUUUUCAUGAGUGUAGGAAGUUCAAGCCAGACAUAACAUCCAUGGUGAAGAAGCUUGUAUCAGCUGGCAGGAUUUUAUGGCAAUGGACCAAGAUAAAGAUGCUUCCUACUCCUUCCAAGUUCCACUACAUCUUCAACUUGAGAGACUUGUCCAGGAUCUGGCAAGGAAUGCUAAAGGUGGAAGCCGAGCAGUGCAACGAUUUCAAAACCCUCGUGGCUCUCUUCAAAAGCGAGUGCACGCGUGUCAUAGCUGACAGGUUCAUUUGCCCUGAGGACAAGGAGUGGUUUGAGAAUUCUAUAACCCGUGUGGUCAAAGAGCAUGUUGACGCCAACCUCGCCGCGUCAAUCCACAAGGAGCCGUACUUUGUCGACUUCCUGCGAGAGGCCCCCGAGCCGACCGGCGAGGAGGAUGAAAACGCGUGCUUCGACGCCCCCAAAAUUUACGAACUCAUCCCUUCUUUUGAAUUCCUUGAGGACAAGCUAAAGUUCUAUCAGGCAAAGCACAACGAUGAAGUGAGGGGCGCACACAUGGACUUGGUGUUUUUCACAGACGCCAUGACUCACCUCGUCAAGAUUUCACGAAUUAUUCGCACAGAAGUUGGCAAUGCCCUCCUCGUGGGCGUGGGAGGAUCCGGGAAGCAGAGUUUGACUCGUCUUGCCUCAUACAUAGCUGGAUAUGAAGUUAGCCAGAUCACACUAACUAAAUCUUACAAUAUAUCCAAUUUCAUGGAAGAUCUGAAAAAGCUGUACAAAUCAAGUGGGGCUGAAGGCCGCGGCAUCACUUUCCUAUUUACUGACAAUGAAAUUAAACAAGAGGCCUUCCUGGAAUACCUCAACAAUGUCCUAUCAUCUGGAGAGGUUUCAAAUCUUUUUGCAAAGGAUGAGAUCCAAGAGAUCACCCAAAAUCUAAUCCCGGUCAUGAAAAAGGAAUUUCCUCGCAUUCCGCCGACCUUUGAUAACCUUUACGAGUACUUCAUUACACGGGCUCGAAAAAAUCUGCACGUUGUCUUGUGCUUCUCGCCGGUGGGACCAAAGUUUCGCUCCAGGUCCCUUAAAUUCCCAGGCUUGAUAUCUGGCUGCACAAUGGAUUGGUUCGCUCCGUGGCCCGAGGAGGCUUUGGUAGCGGUGGCUCAUCAUUUCCUCUCAGAGUUUCCUGUGGUUUGCUCUCCAGAGGUGAAAGCCUCCAUGGUGACCACCAUGGGCGUGUACCACCGUAAAGUGUCCGAGACGUGCGAAACCUACUUUGAACGAUUCAGGAGGAGAACUCAUGUCACCCCAAAAUCAUACCUGUCUUUCAUCAAUGGUUACAAGACUCUCUACCAUCAAAACCACGAGCAUAUCAAUACGCUCGCCCAGCGCAUGAACGUUGGGUUGAACAAAUUGAUGGAGGCUAGUGUGUCUGUGGCUAAACUCUCCAAAGAGCUGGAAGUCAGUGAAAAAGAGUUAGUUAUUGCUUCCGCCAAAGCCGACAAGGUGUUAGCCGAGGUGAUGAUUUCGACUGAGGCAGCCACAAUAAUCAAGAAUGAAGUCCAGAAAGUGAGCGAAAAAGCCCAGGCGAUUGUGGAUGAAAUCACGCAGGAGAGGGCUAUCGCAGAGGAAAAACUGGAGGCGGCCAAGCCGGCAUUGCAGGAGGCUGAAAAUGCUCUGAAUACUAUCAAGCCUGCUGAUAUCGCCACUGUGAGGAAACUGGCCAAGCCUCCACAUCUGAUCAUGAGGAUCAUGGACUGCUGUCUGUUGUUAUUUCAAAGAAAGCUGGAGACUGUCACUGUGGAUCCAAACUUGCCCUGUCUGAAGCCAUCGUGGCCAGAUGCCCUCAGGUUGAUGGGCGCCACAGGCUUCUUGGCGUCACUUCAGUUUUUCGUCAAGGACAAGAUCAACGAGGAGACGGUGGAGCUGUUGCAGCCCUACUUUGAAAUGGAGGAUUACACCAUGGAAAAUGCCAAGAAGGUGUGUGGCAGCGUGGCUGGUCUGCUGGCAUGGACAAGGGCUAUGGCCACCUUCUAUGGCAUCAACAAGGAAGUCUUGCCUCUAAAGGCUAAUCUGGCAGUUCAGGAAGUGCGCUACAAAAAGGCCAGCGCUGAGCAAAAAGCAGCACAGGACACGCUAGCUGAAAAGGAAGCUGAGCUAGCCCUCGUGCAAGCCAAGAGCGAUGCCGCCAGCAAAGAGAAACAGGAAUUGCUUGAUCGUUCCGAGGCGUGUAAGAAUAAAAUGCAGGCUGCCUCUGACCUCAUCGGCGGACUGAGUAACGAGAAGGUUCGUUGGACUCAGCAAAGCAAAGAAUUUAAAUCUCAGAUCAAAAGACUGGUUGGUGACGUCCUGCAGCUCACUGGCUUCCUCUCAUACUGCGGCCCCUUCAACCAGAAUUUCCGCGACAUGUUGCUGGACAUGUGGAAAGGCGAGCUGGUGUCCCAAAAAAUCCCCUUCACAGAAAACCUCAAUCUGAUCGCCACCCUGGUUGACGCUCCAACUAUCAGUGAGUGGAAUCUUCAGGGGCUGCCUGGAGAUGACUUGUCAGUGCAGAAUGGCAUUAUUGUCACUAAAGCAUCAAGGUAUCCUCUCCUGGUUGAUCCCCAGACUCAGGGAAAGACUUGGAUCACCGCAAAAGAAAGGGCCAAUAACCUGCAGGUGACGUCCCUCAACCACAGGUUCUUUCGUACGCACUUGGAGGAUUCCAUCUCCUUGGGCAAACCACUACUUAUAGAAGAUGUGGGUGAGGAGCUUGACCCCGCCCUUGACAAUGUUCUGGAGAAAAACUUUUUCAAAUCGGGCUCCAACUUCAAGGUGAAAGUGGGAGACAAGGACGUGGACGUGUCCAAUAAGUUUCGGCUUUACAUUACCACCAAACUGCCAAACCCAUCGUACACUCCAGAGGUGAGCGCCAAGACAUCCAUCAUUGACUUUACUGUCAACAUGAAAGGCUUAGAGGACCAGCUGCUGGGCCGUGUCAUCCUCGCUGAGAAGAAGGAACUAGAAAACGAGCGACUGAAACUUAUUGAGGAUGUAACGUCCAACAAAAGGAAGAUGCAGGAGCUGGAGGACAACCUGCUGUACAAACUCAGCACCACCAAAGGUUCCUUGGUGGACGACGACUCCAUGAUUGGAAUUUUGAGCACCACCAAACAAACGGCUGCUGAGGUCAGUGUCAAGCUGAGCGUCGCGGCCGAAGCAGAGGAGAAAAUCAAAGCGGCGCAGUCCGAGUAUCGCGCGGUGGCGUGCCGAGGUAGCAUUCUUUACUUCCUCAUCACUGAGAUGAGCAUGGUCAACGUCAUGUAUCAGACCUCCCUCGGUCAGUUCCUCAAAAUUUUCGACAUUUCGCUGGCCAGGUCGGAGAAGUCGGCCAAAACGAGCAAACGAAUCGCAAACAUCAUCGAAUACUUGACAUACGAAGUAUUCCGAUACACGGUGCGAGGUUUGUAUGAAAACCACAAGUUCAUCUUCACCAUGCUUAUGGCCCUGAAGAUCGAUCUGCAGAACGGCAGGAUACAACACAGUCAAUUUCAGACACUAAUCAAAGGUGGCGCUGCUCUGGAUCUGAAGGCGUGCCCGCCGAAGCCGUUCUCCUGGGUCCUUGACAUUGUUUGGCUGAACCUAGUGGAACUCAGCAAACUGCCUCAGUUUGCCAAUAUUCUCAAUCAGGUGGGCAAGAGUGGAAAACAUUGGAAAGUGUGGGCCAACGGUGAUGCCCCGGAGGAAACUGUCAUCCCAGAUGGCUACAACAACUUAGAUGUCUUCAAUAAACUCAUGCUAAUCAGGUCUUGGUGCCCGGACCGCACCUUGGCUCAGGCCCGGAAGUACGUGGGCGAGUCCAUGGGUGCCAAGUUUGCUGAGCCCGUCCUGCUGAACCUGCACGCCACUUGGGAGGAAAGCGAUACCCGUACACCACUCAUCUGCUUCUUGUCCAUGGGCUCGGAUCCAACCAACCAAAUAGAAGCCCUCGCCAAGAAGCUUAAUGUUGGAUGUAGGUCCAUCUCUAUGGGCCAAGGGCAAGAGGUGCAUGCAAGGAAGCUUGUUAGUGUUUCAAUGGCGGAGGGAGGCUGGGUGCUCCUGCAGAAUUGUCACUUGGGUCUGGAGUUCAUGGACGAAUUGUUAGAAACCGUCACAUUCACAGAGACAGUCCAUAAAACCUUCAGAGUGUGGGUCACCACUGAGCCACAUGACCUUUUCUCCAUUACGCUCCUUCAGUCCUCUAUCAAAUUCACUAACGACCCACCGCAAGGACUUCGUGCCAGCUUGAAGCGAACCUUUGUGAGCAUCUCUCAAAACCAGUUGGAAGUCAGCAACCUGCCCACGUGGAAGCCGCUGCUAUAUGGCGUCGCAUUUCUGCACUCUGCCGUACAGGAACGUCGAAAAUUUGGUCCGCUGGGAUGGAACAUUCCGUACGAGUUCAACUCUGCAGACUUCACAGCUAGCGUGGAGUUUGUGGAAAGACACCUGGAUGAUUGUGGGCCUAAAAAGGAUGUCUCCUGGGUGACGCUUCGCUACAUGCUUGCUGAAGUGCAGUAUGGAGGCAGGGUCACUGAUGAUUAUGACAAACGCCUACUCAAAUGUUUCGCCAGGGUAUGGUUCAGCAAAAAAAUGUUGGACCCAUCCUUUUGCUUCUACACUGAGUACCAAAUCCCUAUAUGUAAAACCAUUGAGGAAUAUGUGGAGUACAUACAGGGUUUGCCUGCUGUGGACUCCACUCAAGCACUGGGGCUGCACCCCAAUGCUGACAUCGUCUACCAGAAAAACACGUCGGCAGAGGUGCUCGACACCAUCACUAACAUCCAGCCUAAGGAGAGCGGCGGCGGCUCAGGGGCUACCCGAGAGAGCAUCGUGUACGCCAUGGCCGAGGACAUGCUGGACAAGCUGCCGCGUGACUAUAUUCCUCAUGAGGUCCGAGCCAAUCUGAAGAAAAUGGGGCCUCUGAACCCCAUGAACAUCUUCUUGCGCCAGGAAGUGGACCGCAUGCAGAGGAUCAUCUCUGUGGUGCGCAGCACUCUGCAGGAUCUCAAGCUGGCCAUUGAGGGAACCAUCAUUAUGAGCGAGACCCUGCGAGACGCACUGGACAAUAUCUUUGACGCCCGUGUACCCAACCUGUGGAAGAAGCUCUCCUGGGAGUCUACCACGCUGGGGUUCUGGUUUACUGAGCUCCUGGAUAGGAACAGACAAUUUUACAGCUGGGUGUUCGCCCGCCGGCCCAAAACUUUUUGGAUGACUGGUUUUUUCAACCCACAGGGUUUCCUCACUGCGAUGAGGCAAGAGGUGACCAGAGCAAACAAAGGAUGGGCUCUGGAUUCAGUCACCCUGAACAACAAAGUCCUUAAGAAGACCAGGGAGGAGAUCAAGUCCGAUCCAGAAGAAGGUGUGUACGUUCAUGGAUUGUUCCUGGAAGGCGCCGACUGGGACAAAAAGAACUCGGUCCUUUGCGAAUCGGCGCCAAAAGUGCUUUUCACGCCCCUGCCCGUCAUUCACAUGUUCGCCAUCAACUCUACCGCCCCUCCUGACCCCAAGUACUACGUGUGCCCUAUUUAUAAGAAGCCCAAGCGCACAGACCUUAAUUACAUCACCGCCGUGGUGCUGGGUACCUCUCACCCUCCCGACCACUGGAUCAUGCGCGGCGUGGCCCUCCUCUGUGAUAUCAAAUGA